AUGCAAGCCCUAAAGAAGAUUAUAUUUGUUCAGACCACUAAUCUCGCAGGUCUUGCCGUAGCGAAGGCCCCACAUGCUUCCUUGAAAGCGGCCUACAAACGCAUUUUGGAUAUUGUGAAAAUGAUGCCUGAAACAGCUGCUUACCGAGUUCACACCGAAAAGGUCGUUAGCGAACGUUUGGCCUUAGUGGAAAAGACGCCGAAUGUUUCUGAUUUGGAAAAGAAAAUCGAUUGUGGCCAAAUUGAAGAAGUAAUAGUUCAGGCCAGAAACGAAUACGAACUUGCAAAAAAUAUGCUGAAAUGGAAACCAUGGGAACCACUUGUUCAGGAAGCCCCGCCAAAUCAGUGGAAAUGGCCUAUGUAA
Messenger RNA from Echinococcus granulosus, 363 nucleotides. Its product is annotated as NADH dehydrogenase [ubiquinone] 1 alpha subcomplex subunit. Lineage: Eukaryota; Metazoa; Platyhelminthes; Cestoda; Cyclophyllidea; Taeniidae. The coding region runs from base 1 to 363 and encodes 120 amino acids. Gene Ontology annotation, biological process: respiratory electron transport chain. The record is from RefSeq and is a predicted model, not a curated record. The transcript is spliced from 5 exons.